CCUGUUUACGGCAGAGGUUUUACCACAGGACAGAACAGCACAGAUGGACAGUUCGCGGUUUUAAUUCGAGUGAGCGAGCAGUUUUAAUAUCUUGUUAAAAUUACACUGUUUAUGGAAUUAGGCAGAAGCUAGCGUUAGCAGCUAGCUAAAUAGCCCACCCGGCUCACUUCACAUUAGCUCAGGAUAAAAGAAGGCCUUCUUCGGCCACCUAUGAGGACAGUUACUCAUGUUUUGCACAUGUUGUGCACAUGUUAACACAUAUUGUGUGUGUGUUUGUCUUGACAUAUAAUGUGUUAAGUGAGGUAGUACACAGGAUAGUGUUAAAAUGGCUAGUCUGCAGCAGACUGACCGUGGCUUCACCUCUGUCAGUUGUUCCUGCUGACAUGCUGUCAGUGUGUCUAAAUGUAGCACACACACAGAACCAAGGAGCGGUGUGAUGGUGGCCACAGCUCUGUGAAGUAGGGCUGAACGUCGUUCAAAUAGAAACAUCGUUUCUAUGCAAAAUUUCACUCUGUAAUAGACACAGUGAGUACAUAUUUAGGCAGUAGUGUUGGUAGUAAAUCUUUAUAAUUAUGUAUUUUGACAAAGCAAUUCCUGUCCAGUCAUGUGAAUACAAAAUCCAGGUAAUAUUUUCUUUGUGUUUUCAAAAAUGUUUAAAGAGAAUAGGAUCAUGGUUCAAGUAAUCAAAACUGAUCAAAAGCACUUUGAGUAUGUGCUUACCUGGGUUAUGUUGGUUGUGUUGACUUGACAGAAAUACGAUCUAUGAGUAACCUACAUAAUGAUGCUUUGUUAGGUCAGAGCUGUAGCUGCACUCAUGUAUUCUAGGAGUAAAUACAUCUUAUUGUAUAUGGUUUGUUUUUUUCCUCAAUUGUUAGUACAGUUGUUAACUGUAUUGUACAUGCACUACAAUGUAGUUCAGAGGAAAGUAAGAAUUGACUUUGAAAUACAAAUUUGUAUCUUAUUACUCAGCAGCUUUAUUCAGCACUUUUUGAUAUUGUUUAUUGACACAACAAUUAUUAGUGCUAAGUAGAAGCUUGAUUGUGUGGUCAAUAAUAGUAGGUGUUGUGUCCUCAAGGAAUCAUCAUGAAUAAAUCUGAAAUAAAUAUUCAGUAUGUCAGCCAGCUGGUUGAGAAUUGAACUGUAGUGAUGUAAUGCCCUUUAAAUAAUUGAUGUGUUUAGAAAAGUAAAAGAGGCUGCACUUUAGAAGAGAAGAAAAAUCAAUGAUAGUCAGAGAGCACUAAUGAGAAAGAAGGACGUAAAGACGUAGAGAAAGAGGAAGAGACAGAGUAGGCGAGAGAAUUUGAAGAGACAGGCAGUUAGGCAGAUGGAUGGGAACCCCUCCCAGGCCUGUUUCCUCUCUGCUCAGUCUUGUGAUAAGCAGUUGAAGAGGAAGUCAAGUAUUAUUUCAUCCGGAUUUGUGUGAGAGAAGAUGAUCAUUUCUAUUUGCUUAGGAAGAAUCUGUAAAGUUCCAGUGUCUGUGUGGUGAAGAUGCUGUAGAUACACCACAAACAGCCUCCACCAGUGACUUCACAGCCACCUGACAGACCAAAAAUAAAGCUGCUGAUGUUGUUUCCCAUUUAGAAUAUUUCUACUCUUGUCAAAAUACAUAAGAAAUCUUUGUAACAGUGUUUUGCACUGUUGUUGUGUUGUACAGCUGUGUGCAGUGUCUUUGGCCUUGUGCUCACUCAUGCUAUCUCCCAUGAGGUUUAUACAGUCCACACAGACGGACUGCAUAGAUUUGUUUUUUUAACAGAGUGACACACAAUGCAGUCCUCCUUUUCAUGCGAGGAAUUUUUGUGUACCUGUCACUUGAGUUCUGUUGUGCAUUAGAGUAAAGCAUGUGUACUUGCACUGCUGCUACUGCUGUAGGUAGAAUUAAUUUUGUGGAAUACACUGAUUUUGUACCACACCCAAUGUAUAUAUAUAUAUAUUUAUAUAUAGAUUUGUGUGUAUAUCUGGCUAGUAUUUUUGUUUGCUGGCUCAACUCCCAAAUUGCUGCCAGGGUCAUGCCUGGCUCUGGCAUGAUACUGCAGUAGCUUUACCUCAAGAGUUAGUGAUACACCAUUGGAAAGGGAAACUACUACUGGAUGAAUGCCCAAACUUGAGGAAGGAAGCUGGACUAGACUACAGACAGCUGUUUGUGAAGCUUGCAUGCUACUUGGAUCUCCAUCACUUAUUAGUUCAUGAAAGUUACUUCAAGACCUGUGUUUGUGCCGCUGACAGUUAAGUUGCUUUGUUGGAUAUGUGGAUGCCGCUAACAGGAUUUUUGUGCCAGUUUUGGGAAACUAUCUAGUUGUGAUAUUUACAGCUCAGGCGAAGACCCAGUCAUGGAGGGUCUUGAGCAGCUUGACAUAGUGGGCGAUAUCAGCCCAGCCUUGGAGGCCACUGAGGACUUUAUCCACUGCAUGGAUGGGAUACAAGGCCAAAGUACAAGCCAGGCUCAUGCAAGGAACAAACAGCCUUCCAGACAGCCCAAGCAGCUGCAGGAAGUGUCCACUACCGCAUUAGGGAAGUUGAGCUCUAGUGGCGUGUGGAGCCUUCUGGCUGGGGAGCAGAAGGAAGUGGGGCCUUUAGGUCUGGCAUGGGCCGACAACUUCAGCGUGUUGGGGCUCGGGAUAAGCAUGAGGCAUGGCAAGAGAAGCCGAGCCCGCUCCACCAAUGACCUGGCAGCCCACACAAAGGAGUGCACCAACAGCACUGGCAACUCCUCAUCCAAGUCAGCUUUCAAGAAAGGACACAACCGGUCCAGAUCUGACAUCAACUACCGCCCAUCUGCCUUCACGGACAAUGGACUGCCCACAGUGGACGGCAGCACCCUGAAGAACGUGAAGUUCAACCACCAGCGAGAGGCUGAUAAAAACAGCAGUAGCAGUGUGGUGAAGCAGGGUGAAAUGGAGCAGCGUGAGGGGCCCCGGGGCCGCUGGACACCCUGUCACGUAGAACUGACGCCAUGUGAGCUCCGGCUGUACAUUCUAGACAGCAGUGCCAACCGCCAGCUGGGCACUGCCUACUCCCUGUCACACUGCCAGAGCGUCAUCUUACCAGCACCCUGUGGCCAGCGUGGCCAGAUCAGCCAGCCCGCUGAUCAGUGCACGCUGGAGGCUUUGUUCUUCAACAGCACACGUCUCCAGCUGAGGGCAGCCAGCCAAUGGGAGGCCAUGGAGUGGAGGCAGCUGAUGUGGGAGAAAGUGCAGGUAGCCAGACCUGUGAGGCAGAAGAACCGCCAGAAUAAGACCACGGUGGAAAACCAACAGGUUGUCAUGUUUCCUGCACUUACGUCACCCUCCUCUUCCCCCUCACCAUCAGGGCUUGACACCAGGCCUGAUGGUGAGAGUGAUACUCCCACCUCUGCAGAGGCCUCUGUCUCACUUCAUUCUAAUUCUGGCAUCUUGAGCAGACCCACUACCCUUCCAUUGUUCACUCAGCGCUGCCAGGAUAUCCUCAAAGCUGGUUUGCUCCACCAGCUGAUGGACCAGAACAACUGGCGAACCUUUAAUUUUGUCCUGACCAGAUCCUCUCUUCAAGCCUUCCCUCCUGAGGGCCAUGGGUCUGUGUCCCAGGCUGUCCUUCAGUACUCUCUGGCAUCCUGCUUGGCCGUGCGGCAUGGUCAAGAACAAGAGAAUGGAGAGCUGUGGAUGGAGAAAAGGGAACAUUUCCAGGUAGUUUUCCCUAAAGAUGUGCUUCGACUUCGAGCAGACUAUUACCUUAAGGCCCAGGAAUGGGUGGAGGUCCUGCAUGAGGCAGUGGGAGCACAGAGGCCUGCUCAAGAAGAAGGGGUAGAAACUGGAGAAGCCGCUCCAGGCUCCCAAGGCGUGCUGUUAAGAUCAAAACCAUCUCGUGAGAGGAGGCAGCGGGAGGCCCAGAGAGCCAAGAGGCAGUCAGUCACCACCAGUUUCCUCAGUAUCCUUACCUGUCUGGCUGUGGAGAAGGGACUCACUGCUCAGAGCUUCAGAUGUGCAGCUUGCCAGCAGCCAGUCGGCCUGUCCAGAGGAAAGGCAAAGGUUUGCUACUACAGUGGCUGGUACUACUGUCAGAGCUGCCACCAGGACAACUCCUUUCUCAUCCCAGCACGUCUGCUGCACAACUGGGACACCAGCAAGCACAAGGUUUCAAAACAGGCCAAAGAAUUUCUGGAGUUUGUAUAUGAGGAGCCACUGCUCGACAUCCAGCAGCUCAACCCUUGUCUGUAUGAGCACUGUGAGCCUCUCAGCACCGUGCUACGUCUCCGUCAGCAGCUACAGUCACUGCGUGCCUACCUGUUCAGCUGCCGGGCAACUGUUGCUGAGGACCUCAGACGAAGGAUUUUCCCCAGAGAAUAUCUGCUACAACAUAUUCACCUUUACUCCAUAGCGGAUCUGCAGCAGGUGAUUGAUGGAAAACUGGCUCCCUUCCUGUCCAAGGUGAUCAAGUUUGCCAGCUCCCAUGUGUUCAGCUGCAGUUUGUGUCGAGAGAAAGGUUUCAUCUGCGAGCUCUGCCACAACAGACAGGUCAUCUACCCCUUCCAGGAGAAUGCUACCAAAAGGUGUGACGGCUGUGGCGCCGUUUUCCACACCGAGUGUCGCCAGAAAGCUCAGCCGUGUCCUCGCUGCGUGCGCCGGGAGCUCCACCACAAGAGGCCAUCCUCCUUUUGGUCGCCUGAUGACGACAGCCCGGGAUGUUUUCACCAGCCUUACCAAGACACCUGAGCACACACACACACACACUCCCUCUCUCUCACCCACCCCACACGCACAAAAGCAGUAACACUUUAGGUGCUGCCAGGCCGUGACACAGGACAAAGAGCCUGUUUUCCUGAUCUGUGUGUUUCCAGGAGGACAAAUUGUGUGACAGCUUUGGCCAGUUUGGACUUGUUCAGAGAACCUGAUGCAUCAUCAGGUUUGUGUCCGUGAGUGACAAGACGCACACAUCUGAGCUGAGCAGCAGGGAUGUAACACUGAAGAACUGCUGCACUAGGAUUUACUGAUAAAACUCCUUGUAUUUUGCAUCUUCUCACGUGUCAAAGUCGUCCUCUGCCAUCUUCUUCUUCUCAUCACACCACGACCUUCCACGUGUUUCCUCCUCCAGGAUUUAAACAUGUCAAAUCACAGCAGGUUAAGUGGAUUGAACUGAUCCUUUUUGGUGGAUUUAUUCUCCCCAAACGUCUUCUUCCACUUGCCAAUAAAGUCACGCAAACUUCAAAAAUCAAUGGAUCAGUUUUGGCAAUGAGAAUUGGUUCAGAGGAAAUUUGUCAAUUUGAAAUGUCUCUUUGCUCUCUGGGUAUGUGCAGAGGUUUUUUGUUUGUCUUUGUUUACAGACUGAAUUAUUACAUGGACAAUAAAAGCUGAUUAACCAACACUGAAAAUAAUAAUUGGUUGGAGCCUUGCUCAUAUUUAAGUGAUACUUCACCUAAAAUGCUUGUACACUGUAGCCGUGAAAGGCAGCUGCAGAAGAUUUGCCCAGGAAUUGCAGCUGUAAUCGAUUCAUGUCAGUUAUUGGAAUCAUUUGUAUUUGCACUCACGCACACACACACACGCACACACCAAUCAGUGAUAGUAAGUUUAUCUUGUGCAUUUAAGCUGUGCUUUAUAACGGGAGCAGUGGAGUUAGCUGACUUUUACUGUUUGCCACAGGCUGAUCAACUUAUGUCAUCACAGCUCAAUGAGGAUGAGAUCAAAUGUUUAAAAAAACACACUCCUAACACCACAGUCAUGUUCUCGUUUCAGUAAUUGUGGACAAAAUCCACAGCCCUCUUUCCAAAAAAGGGAAUUUCUAUAACUGUUGUAUAACUCACGCUGAAUAACCUGUGUUUAUAUGCAUCUCCAGGCUCCACA
Molecule: messenger RNA, 5810 nt
Organism: Solea solea (common sole)
Lineage: Eukaryota; Metazoa; Chordata; Actinopteri; Pleuronectiformes; Soleidae
Gene: plekhm3
Product: pleckstrin homology domain containing, family M, member 3
Exons: 8
Coding region: 2328-4685 (785 amino acids)
Source: RefSeq, a predicted model, not a curated record